AUGGACAUAGAACAAUGGUUCACCAUCCGAAGAGGGUACUGUGCACCUGUAGACGAAAUAACAAAAGUACCGCUCAAUCCUGAAAGAUGGAGUCCAGAAGAAAAAAAGAAAGCUCAAACUGACUCCAAAGCUUUGAACACCAUCCAGUGCGUACUCACAAAGAAAGAGCUCAACCGAGUCAACCCACAUGAGAACGCAAAGGAUCUUUGGGACAAGCUCAUCGAGCUACACAAAGAAACUCCUAAUUUAAAGGAUGGUGAGACCGCAAACCAACUCCACGCUCGAAUCAAGGGCAUCCUCAACAGACUCCUCCUAAUCGAGCAUUAG
Molecule: messenger RNA, 327 nt
Organism: Zingiber officinale
Lineage: Eukaryota; Viridiplantae; Streptophyta; Magnoliopsida; Zingiberales; Zingiberaceae
Exons: 2
Coding region: 1-327 (108 amino acids)
Source: RefSeq, a predicted model, not a curated record